This is a messenger RNA of Caenorhabditis angaria, 5280 nucleotides long. The record is from the annotation of a GenBank genome assembly. NCBI's taxonomy places the organism in Eukaryota, Metazoa, Nematoda, Chromadorea, Rhabditida, Rhabditidae.
AUGGAUUACGAUGAGGAAGUUCGGCGACGAAAAGAGUAUGCUGAUCGAAAAGUGCGUGAAAGGCACGAGAAAAUGAAGAGAGAGAUGGAGGAAAAGAGGAAGGGUAUAAAGGAGCAUCGAGAUAGGUAAGAGACGCAGAGGGAUAUUGGCAGCGCCUAUGGUUUAUUUGAAAAGAGCGCAGAGAAAUAUAAGCAGCGCCUAAAAUUGAAAAGUGGGCGCUGCUUAUUUUUCUCUGCACUCUCUCAAAAUAAUACAUAGGCGCUGCUUGUUUUCAAAAGUGGGCGGAGCAUUUAAAAAAUAAGCAGCGCCUAUGUAUUAAAUCGAGAGAGCGCAGAGAAAAAUGAGAAGCGCCUAAAUUUCUUCAAUAAGAAGUGGGCGCUGCUUAUUUUUCUCUGCACUCUCUCAAAAGAAUGCAUAGGCGCUGCUAAUUUUUCAUCAUAAGCAGCGCCUAAUUCAAAGAGAGUGCAGAGAAUGAGACGAAAAUUCCAGUUCAACGCAUUUUUCUCCCGUUUUUUACCGGAAAUUCAAUUUUUCUCUUUUUCUCUCUUUCCUCCCAAAAAUUUCUCCAUUUUUUCUCAAAUUCAAAUCUGCUUAGAACACAACAACAAAGAACUUUUUUGGGCCUUCUUAUCAGCAAAAAAUAUUUACUAUUUUCUAAAUUUUUUGCUGGGGGAAAAGGACACAUUUGUACAUAUUUUGAAUAGAAUAGAAACAGAUGUUUUGUAGUUCUUUUUGACACGUUUUGGGGAGAAAAAUCCACAUUUCUGGCCUAUAUUACCCCAAAAAUCUCUAUUCCAAAUAUAUAAUAUUUUUAUUGCAGAGUUCAAUCGCAACUUCGCCGCGAACAAGAGUUGAUUCAAAAAAGGAUGCAACAAUUAAACGAAGAUGAGGAGCGAAAAAAAGCAACGUUGGCAAAACAACACACAGAAACAUCGAGAACUGCGAAUUUGUCGAAAAGCCCGAAACAAGCUGGAUUUGGGUUCGGAUCAGCGACACCGAGAACUUUGACCUAUUUGGAUAAUUUGCCGAAAUCUGAGCAAUUGUACGAUAAAAGAUUGAAGCCAAGAGGUGGACCAAUUGAAAGUGGAUUGACGGUAGGAUUUUUGAUUUUAUUGGAAAAUUGUUGAGAUUUUGGAUUUUUUGUAGGAAUCUAGCAUAGAUAUACGAAGAGUUCAGGUAAAAUAGUGCAUACUAACUUUUUUAAUCAAUGAAAAAUGCAUGAAAAUAGGAUGUAACAAGCAGCGCCUAAAAGUGGGCGCUGCUUAUUCUUAUCUGCACUCUCUCAAAAUAAUGCAUAGGCGCUGCUAAGCUCCGCCCACUUUUUUCGAAAAUAAGCAGCGCCUAUGCAUUAUUUUGAGAGAGCGCAGAGAAAAAUAAGCAGCGCCCACUUUUUAAUUGAAGAAAUUUUAGGCGCUGCUUAUUUUUCUCUGCGCUCUCUCAAAAUAAUGCAUAGGCGCUGCUUAUUUUCAAAAAAGUGGGCGGAGCUUAGCAGCGCCUUUUAUUGAAAAAAGUGGGCGCUGCUUAUUUUUCUCUGCGCUCUCUCAAAAUAAUGCAUAGGCGCUGCUAAGCUCCGCCCACUUUUUUCGAGAAUAAGCAGCGCCUAUGCACUAUUUUGAGAGAGCGCAGAGAAACUUACGUUUUUUUCAAAAAUCAAAAUUCAAAAAAGCCUAUUCUGCAGAUGGCGCUAACUACAGUAACCCAGAUAAUCUACAGUAACCCUCUCUGCCCUUCUUUUUCCUUCCUUCAAAAAAUCGAUAAUUUUCCAGACGCCUCAAUCUCGCUCAGGCCGAAAUUCGGGCUCAGGUCUUGGCCCAUCGCCAAAUGCUCGUCCACCACCAGCCGCCCGUCGCCCGCCACCAGCAAUGAAUGCUAUGACGUCAUCAAUGUAUGUGGCACCGACCGGAAGACAAUUGACACGCGGUGCACCGCCUUUGCUAACAAAUGUUCCGCCACGUCCCGCAAUUCGCCACACACCGCCACGUCAACAGAAUUCGGCUAACUUGAUGACACAAUCUGUGUAUACACCACCAACAAGUCGUGUACGGAGUACUGUAGUUGCACCAAUUCCACGUGGCGCGAGAAAAAUUGUGGCCAAAGAAACUGUGACACAAGCUGUGAAGGUGAAAAAGACUGUUGUGGAAGUGGCAGCGAAGAAGAAGCCGGCUGAAAAACCGCUGGAAAUCCACGUGGAAAAAUCGGAGAGUCCAGAAGUCCACGAGGUUGCUGAAAAAGUUCAAGAAUCUUCUCCAGCAGCUCCAGAAAAAGCUUUAGAAGCUUCUGAAAUUCAAGAACAUGCUGAAAAUUUGGUUGAAAUUGCAUAUGAGACUCCAGAAGUUCACGAGGUUGCUGAAAAAGUUCAAGAAUCUUCUCCAGCUCCAGAACAAGUUCAAGAAGUCGCUGAAAAAGUUCAAGAAUCUUCUCCAGCUUCAGAAAAAGCUUUAGAAGCCUCUGAAAUUCAAGAAGUUGCUGAAAAUUUGGUUGAAAUUGCAUAUGAGACUCCAGAAGUUGCUGCAGCUCCAGAACAAGUUCAAGAAGUCGCUGAAAAUGUUACUCCAGCUGCGCAGGAAGCUGAAAAAUUGCUGGAAGCUCCAGAAGCUCAAGAAUCUUCUCCAGUUGCUGAAAAUGUUCAUGAAGAUGGUGUGAAUGCUGAAAAAUCUCCAGAAGUCGCUGCUAAAGCUGAGGAAGCUUCACAAGUUUCAGUUGUAGAAGAAGUUGAGGAGAUUGCUGAAAAUGUUGAAGAAGUUGCUCUAACUCCUGAACCCGCUGCCAGCAGAACUCUAGAAUCUUCUCCAGCUCCAGAAGAAUCGCCAGUUCCAACUCCUCGAACUAUUAUUGAUUGUCCAGCUGCUGAAGAUUUCGAAGAAACGCUGAAAGCGUCAGAAGAUGCUGAAGCAACUAUCAAAGCUUCAGAAUUCGCUGAAGUUGCAGAAUCCGCUGCAAGAGCUCAAGAAUCUUCACCAGCUCCACAAGAUCCAGAAGCUUAUGAGCUUAAUUAUCAAUCUCAAUCCCCAGCUGAAAUUUCGGAACAAUCGACGAUGAAAAUCGAUGAAAAUGAUACAUUUUCGAGCGGAAAUUUGAGCUCCGAAUUGGUCGAUGUUUUUGGAAAUGAUUAUAUUGGAGAACACGGAAAUCGACCGAAUUUUGAAUUGGAAACUGAAGAAGAUGAGGAGGAGGAAACUGAUUCCGGAAAAGCAUCGCCUUCAGAAGAGGAUUCGGGAGCGGGAAGUGAGAAUGAGGAAGAGCGAGAGAAGACACCCAGACAACAAGAUGUUAGAGAGCAAGAGGAGGAGGUGAGUGCGUAGUUUUCUCUGCGCUCUCUUCAAAUAAUGCAUAGGCGCUGCUUAUUUUCGAAAAAGUGGGCGGAGCUUAGCAGCGCCUAUGCAUUAUUUUGAGAGAGCGCAGAGAAAAAUAAGCAGCGCCCACUUUUUAAUUGAAGAAUUUCUUCAAUGAAAAAGUGGGCGCUGCUUAUUUUCUCUGCGCUCUCUCGAAAUAAUGCAUAGGCGCUGCUAAGCUCCGCCCACUUUUUGAAAAUAAGCAGCGCCUAUGUAUUAUUUUGAGAGAGCGCAGAGAAAAAUAAGCAGCGCCCACUUUUUGAUUGAAGAAAUUUUGGGCGCUGCUUUUAACUACAGUAUUUUUGGCGCCUAAAAAUACAGUAAUCCAAAUUUGUCAGUCAAAUCUUGAAGAUAAAAAAGAAAAAUCACCUAAUUUUGAUGAAAAUUUCUGAAAAUAUCUUUUUUUUACCAAAAAAUCAUGAUUUUCCUGAAAUUUUCUAUGUUUUUUGAGAACUUUUACUGGAAAAUAACUGUUUUGCCUGAAAAACUAAAUAUUUUAAGAUUUUUAAAGCCCAGUUGGAUUUAGGACCAUUUUAGGCCUAUAUUUUCCCCUCACAAACCUCUGAAAUCUCAAUUUUCUUUUCCCAGAUUCCAACAAUCAUUCCUUUGGUCAAAAAAGUUCAAACAAAAUCGAGCGAAGAUUUGGCAAAAGAACAAAAAGAGGCGGACGAUCGAAAACGACGAUUGGAGGCGAUUUUGGCGAAAUCGCGAGGAAUGGCAAUGCCAACUGCUGCACAAUUGCCUGGAGCAGUUAGUGAGUGCAUUUUUUUGGAUUAUUUUGAGCUGAAAAUUUGGAUUCUAGAGCCUAAAUAUUUAAUAGUUUACUUUUUAGCCAGAAAAUUGAAUUUCGCUCUGAAAAAUCAGGAUUUUGAGAGGGAUUUUGACCAUUUUCUUGAGUAUUUUUAUCUAGAAAAACCUUUUUUCGACAUUUUUUCACGCUCAAAAAAAAUUACACAGUAUUUUGGUUGUAGUGACACAUUUUUCUUAACCCUAGUGUUCAUUCUUUUUUUUUGCCCCAAUUUUGAAUUUUUCUGAUCUACCAUUUGCUUCUUCUUCUCAAUCUCCAGCCAAAGUUACUAGUACUGUAGUCAAUACAGUACCCCAACAAAAAGAAGCGCAAGAACAAGGUGAGGAUUACUGUAGUCUUUGUGUGUGUGUAGUUUGGCAUGGUGGUUUUUGUUGGGUUUUUUAAAUGCGUGUGACGUGGCUUAUUCUAAUUUUUGUUACCAGAAGGAACAGUAAUCCAAAUUGAUAUUUUUGCAUCUAAAAUGCUUUUCAACUACCCGCUGCAAGACCUCAAGAAUCGUUUUUCUCUGCGUCUCUCAAAAUAAUGCAUAGGCGCUGCUUAUUUUCAAAAAGUGGGCGGAGCUUGUUAAGCAGCGCCUAUGCAUUAUUUGAAGAGAGCGCAGAGAAAAAUAAGCAGCGCCCACUUUUUGUAUUGAAGAAAAAUUGGGCGCUGCUUAUUUUUCUCUGCGUCUCUCAAAAUAAUGCAUAGGCGCUGCUAAGCUCCGCCCACUUUUUGAAAAUAAGCAGCGCCUAUGUAUUAUUUUGAGAGAGCACAGAGAAAAAUAAGCAGCGCCCACUCUUUCAAUUUAGGCGCUGCUUGUUUUUCUCUGCGUCUCUCUCAAAUUAAAAUCUAUUUUCAUGCAUUAACUACAGUAUUUUUGGCGCCUAAAAAUACAGUAAUCCAAAAAUUUUGUCUUUUCUAACUAUAUCUAUAGCUGUCUCUCACCCCAUUUUUAAUAUAUUUGUUUUUCCAAAUCAUAAUGUUCCUUUAAUUACAGUACCCCCAACAUCUUCAUCAUCUUCUGAUAUUUUGUCUCGUUUGGCUUCUCAAUCACAUCUACCAUCACUCCAAAAAUUGUUGCAACGAAAAGCGGCGGCGAAUUCGAACCCAAGUCUCGAAACACAAGAAACACCAUCGGGUGGAGAGAUACAGUACCCAUAG